Molecule: messenger RNA, 1548 nt
Organism: Medicago truncatula (barrel medic)
Lineage: Eukaryota; Viridiplantae; Streptophyta; Magnoliopsida; Fabales; Fabaceae
Product: E3 ubiquitin-protein ligase RMA1H1
Exons: 2
Coding region: 631-1341 (236 amino acids)
Biological process (GO): ubiquitin-dependent protein catabolic process
Cellular component (GO): endoplasmic reticulum
Molecular function (GO): ubiquitin protein ligase activity; metal ion binding
Source: RefSeq, a predicted model, not a curated record
UUUUGCAAGCUCUUUCUUGUUUCAUUUAAUUUUCACUGCUUAGAUUAGAUCUUGUGUUUUUGCUUCCUUUCAAAGAUUUUUUUCCUUUUAUAGAAUUCUGGUAUAUGAAAUGAAUUGAAGUAAGUAUUAUGGAAUUUCUCUUUGUGGGUUUUUGAUGUCAAGCAAUUUGUACUUUAUGUGUUUUUAGAUUUUGCACACAAGCACAUGAUCAUGAUUCAUGACAUCUUAUAAGACACUAAAGGUUUCUAGAAAAUCUUUGAUUAGAUGGUUUGUCUUGGUGAAUCCCCAGAAUAUGAACAAACUAAUGAUACUAGUGUCCUAGGAAGGAUUUAUUCCUAUAUAUGCUCUUUGUAGUUUUUUUUUUUAGUUUCUUAUCAUCUAUAAAUAUGAUGUUGACAGUGCUUGAUUUAAUAGAUUUGAUGUGCUUCUUUCUUUCCAUGUGCCACAAGAACCAUAGAAAUUAAUUAUUUUGCUUUAUGUGUUUUUAUGAUACUAGUUCUUUAUAAGCAAGUUGUGGAUAGGGAUUGAAAUAUUGCUUAUGAACAAGAAUUUAUUCGGUCCACCUUACUAGAGGCCAAAGAAGCACCAAUAAGUAACUGUUUUCACUUGUGAGAACCAGUUCCUUGAUUCAUGGCAUUUGAGGAUUGUUUUUCCCAUGAAUUGAAAACCAUUCCAAAUUCCAUGUCAGAAGCAGAAGAAUCCAAUGGUUUUGAUUGUAACAUCUGCUUAGACUUCGCCAACGAACCGGUAGUCACCCUUUGUGGCCACCUUUACUGCUGGCCUUGCAUCUACAAGUGGCUACAUGUUCAAAGUGAUGAUUCUCUUGGAUCUGAUGAACAUCCACAAUGUCCUGUAUGUAAAGAAAAUAUAUCACAUACCACAAUGGUCCCAUUGUAUGGCCGCGGUGGCCACACUCCACCGAGUGGAAAAUCAUCUUGUUGUGAUGAUAAUUUUGUACCACCAAGACCAACUGCUUCAGGUGCUCAAGCUCUUUUGGCAACAGCAUCUCAAAGUGAUCAACAUCAGCGACUUCCGUAUCGAAAUCCUUAUCAGGGACAAUAUUUAAACUCCUCUUCAUACCACCAACAAGAGGGUGAUGCUACUUCACAAAUGCUUAAUCUUGGUGCCUCAAUGACAUCAAGAUCUCGCCACCAUACUGUGGUUAGAAUGUUCGAGGAGAUGAUUUUUUCCGGAGUAGUCGGCCACCCGCCAAAUUCUUAUCAGAUGGUGGGAAAUAAUAGCUCUAGACUGAGAAGGCAAGAGUUGCAGACUGAUAAAUUUUUGAACAGAAUUUCAAAUUUUCUAUUUUGCUGCUUUCUUUUGUGUCUUAUUGUCUUUUGAAUGUGCAAUUGGGAUGAGAUUAUUCUGAAUGUGCAUCGGAGAACUUGAUUCAAUGAAUUAUCAUCGGUCAGAGAAUUUGUGCACUUCUACACUAUUUAGUACACAUCAAUUUAGUUUCAUAUCACAGAAAGUCACUGCCAAUGUUUUACUCUUACAGUACAAGAUAAGGCUUCACUUAGUUCAUAACUAUUUCAUACCAAUCCUAAA